Molecule: messenger RNA, 2040 nt
Organism: Aureobasidium melanogenum CBS 110374
Lineage: Eukaryota; Fungi; Ascomycota; Dothideomycetes; Dothideales; Saccotheciaceae
Product: putative acylamino-acid-releasing enzyme
Exons: 1
Coding region: 1-2040 (679 amino acids)
Biological process (GO): proteolysis
Molecular function (GO): serine-type endopeptidase activity
Source: RefSeq, a predicted model, not a curated record
AUGUCGGACGACAAAGAACUUCUACAAAGCCUAUGUGACCUUGAAAUCCCAAACACAAUCAGAUUUUCUCCCGAUGGUCAACAUGUCUUGUACUCGACAGAACUGACUUGGGGUCAUCGGAGAGGCUCUCGCGCAGUCUCAACCCUUUGGCUCGCCAAAACCGGACUAGAGAACUCGGCACAGCGACUCACAUCAGGCUCUUACAAGGACUACGCAGGUGCCUGGGGUACCGAUGGGAAAUCCAUAGCUUUCAUAUCUGAUCGCGCAGACGCGGGGAAGAGUUGGGCUAUCUAUGUUCUGCCAAUGCGCGACGGCGAUUUUAAGGACGCAGAAGCAUAUGCUAUCACGGAUGUGCACAACGAGAAGGCAAUUGAUAAGUUUGCUUUUUCUCCUGAUGGAAAACAGAUUGCGUUUCUCUCGGCGGACGAAAAGACCACUGAGCAGAAGCAGAAGGAAGCGGAUGGUGAAGACAUGCACGUCUGGGGCGAGCAAUGGUCUCCAUCGAGAUUGAGAAUUGUUGACUUGGAGACCCGAAAGGUGUCAAAUCUGGUUUUGAACAGACAUCUGGUGGACUUCCACUGGAGCCCGGAUGGUACGCGCAUUGCAUUUGCUAGCAGCAGAACCCCCGAAUUUGAGAGCGGUCUCCUUGAAGGUGUCACCAUCUCAACGGUUGAUGUUAAUCUGGAUUCGAGCAAAGAAGUCUGCUCGCUACCCAGAUCGUAUAACAUCAACCUCACAUGGGCGAACGAUGGUCACUUGUAUCUCUGCUCUGGCGUGCCUGCGGACAAAUUAUAUGGUGGUCAUGGCAUCUACUCCGUAGAUCCAGAUUCCCCAUCUUCAAGCUACGAACAUGUGGCCUUCGGAAUAGACGACGAUGCUGCUGGUCUGACCAAAGCAAGCAAUGGAGAAGUAUUGGUCAAGGUGGAGCAUCACCUGGAAAGUCGCAUCUGCUCCAUGGACGGCAAAGUCAUGUACGGUCAACAACAAGAACUUGAGGCUUUCGAUGCAGCAUACACGGGCAAAGAAAGAGAGACAAUCCUUGCAAUUGCGACAUCUGAUGUCAACCAUCCGGUGGAGGUUUUCACGACGGUAGAUGGUGGUGCUACGAUGAUCCAAUUGUCUAACCAUGGAGAAGCUUUCAAGUCACGCAAAUUUGGCACCUGCAGCAUCCUAACAAGCCCGUCCGAUGACGCAACUGUCGACAUUGAGGCACUUUACCUCUCGCCUGCAGGCACGACGGCGGGUGCGGAAAGUGACCGUCCCAAAGAAGCCUUGCCGACUGUCGUGAUGGCUCACGGAGGACCAAACACCCGUCUAACCAACGCCUUCAACACCUACUACUACAUGUUAACGCCCUACUUACUGUCCUUAGGCUACGGGAUAUUGCUACCAAACUACCGAGGCAGCUCCGGCCGCGGCCAGCAAUUCGCAGAAUUCUCUAUCGGAGGAACAGGAAAACACGACUAUGCCGACAUUAUAACCAUGACUCAAUGCGCCAUCGAGCAGGGCUAUGCCAACAAUGACAAACUUCUUAUCUGCGGAUGGAGUCAAGGCGGUUUCCUGACUUUCCUGUGUAGUGUACGCAAUGGCCUCCACCCCUAUGAUUGGAAGUUCAAAGCAGCGGUUGCCGGAGCCGGAAUCUCUGACUCUGAUUCUAUGGCUUUGACUUCGGAUCUAGGAAGUGUGUUUCAACCUGAACUCCACAGUGGACGUGUGAUGUGGAACAUGGAUCGCGAUGAUACAAGAAAUCGACAAGCAAGUCCGUUGUGGGAGUUCGAAGAUGCGGUGAAGCGGAGUCAACAGACUAAUUCGAUGGUCAUUCCACCGAUGCUGAUAUUGCAUGGAGAGGAGGAUACACGGUGUCAUGUGUCUAAUGCGUGGGGUAUGCGGCGAGCUCUUGAAAGUCAGAAGUUGCCGUUUGAGCUGGUUACAUACCCUCGUCAAGGCCAUAUCUUUAGCGAACAGAAGUUCUGGAUUGACAUGGCACUGCGGCUUCGGAGAUGGUGCGAUACAUACAUUGGUCAAGAGUUCAAUCGCUAG